AUGCCGCCACUGGAUGACGCCCACAUAGGGCACGCCUGCCCGUGCACGGCCGCGCCGCCCUGCCGCCAGGCCAGCCUGCAGCGCCGCCGCGGCAGCGGCCCCCGCCGCGCACCGCACCCGCCCGCGCAGACGACGCCCAUGGCCUCUCGCAGCGCCGGCGGCCGCGGCCGCCGCCGUGCACCGCACCCGCCCGCGCAGAAGGACGCCCACGGCCCCAAGCGCCAGCCGGACCCGCCGCCGCCCGCGCCGAGGCACCUCGCCAACCGUCGUGCAGAGGGCCGGGGCCAGCAGAUCCGGCAGCGCAAGGGCCGAAUCCGCUCGCCGCCAGGCCGGAUCCGCGCGCGACGAUGCCCCGGCGCGCCGCCCAGCCGAGACCCGAAGUGCCGCCCCGCCCUGGCGCCCGAGCCCACCACGGACAGAAAUGCCCCCGCCGUCGCCUUCCUCGCCGGCCGCCGGGCUUCCGGUGACAUGCUCGGGCGACGGCAAGGGGUGAAGGAGGCGGCGGGGACUAAAGACGGCGGCGCGAGGGAGCCCCCCGGCCGCCUUGCGGGAGCGACGCCGGGGGGAGGGGGGUAG
Molecule: messenger RNA, 576 nt
Organism: Panicum virgatum (switchgrass)
Lineage: Eukaryota; Viridiplantae; Streptophyta; Magnoliopsida; Poales; Poaceae
Product: translation initiation factor IF-2-like
Exons: 1
Coding region: 1-576 (191 amino acids)
Source: RefSeq, a predicted model, not a curated record